AUGGAAGGAGACUUGGAUGAGGGAGGAGUUCGAGUUGCUGAAGCCGACGAUUUCCACAGUAGGAACAUUCAUUCCGCUCCUGCCGUUGGGAACUAUAUGGGUCACGUGGAAUCGCCUUUAGGCCGUCAGUACCCUGAUACGCCCGGACCUGGUAAUAACGACGUUGGCACCUGGCGUUGGCAUAGGCGAAGGUCACAGCGCCCCGUACAGGGACAAGUUCCAGUCGCUGUAGCCCCAGACUCGACACCCGGACACUUCGCCCAAUUCGCGUCACCAUUAGCAGUUCGCGCUCACAUUCACCCUCAGACUCAAACACAUUUUCAGACUCAGGCUUAUUCAUAUCCUCAGACACCAAAUACACAACACGCUCAUCUUCAAUUACAGCACGAACAGAUACUCUUUUCACAUUCACCUCAUUCUCAUUCGCCACUUGUCGAUAAUUCCGCCAUAGUAAAUGGCCAUUUCGGUACCAUGGAGCAGAUUGAAACACAAGCAAGCGACUUGCGAUUCCUUGCCCAAGUACCGGUUUUGAAUCCAACCUCAAGUCCAUCUCUGGGCCCCGGCUCCGGCGCCGGAAGAGGUGGAACUCCUGCCCGAACCCCCGGAAGUGCCGUGGGAACGUCUGCAGGUGCUGCUAUUGCUUACGACAAUCAAGCCAGCCCAAGUUCCGCCUCUGUCGGGGACAAUUCCGCCCACGGUGCGAGUGCCUCCAAUAACAAUAAGAGGAAGUCAACAGAUGAUGGCCAAGGCAAUGUUGGGAAGCAGUCGAGAAGCAAAAGAAACAGAACGAUAAGAAGAGAGCCAAGACGAACAACGGAGGCGUGGUUCAUCAGCACAGGACUCGACGGCAUUCGCCUAUCGAAACGUCAUGAGUCUUCCGACGUCAACCACUUCGGCUUCCUUGUUGCACCACAUGGACAGACCCAAGCUGUCGGUAACGAAUGCAAGAGGCGCAAGAUAAAGUGCAACGGCGAAACUCCUUGCCAAAGAUGCGGUAACCUUAAUCUCGCCUGCCUUUACGCCCCCAACUGCUGUUCUGGAAACUUCAAAGAAUCGGACGAAUUCAAGCAGGUUACAUCACAGCUUGGUCGACUUCAAGAAGAAGUCGGCUGGUUACACCAGACAGUCAAGACCAUGCAAUCCGAGCCCGCCCGUUUCCCUUCAAUUGGUGAUCGAGCAAUGGCCCAUAGCCAUGGCGCAUCGACGAUUGCCCAUUCACCUUCUCAUAGUUCUACUUCAUAUAACCGCAAUGAUGGUUCAAAGUAUGGUUCGUUCCGAGGCCCUACAAGCAUGGCCUUUAGCUUGGAUGUUGCCAAUAACACCAUCAACAACAUGGGCUACAAGGGUAUCUCUGAUGAAGACCAGCAUAUGAACGAAGGGCUGGGUGCCAUGUCCAUGCGCCCAAUGGAUCCCCUCCAUGAAUUUGACAAGGACGAGAUGGUUCGUCUUUGCCGUCUACACGAGGAAGAAAUAGGAAUUAUGUACCCGGUGCUAAACAUUCAAAGUGUUAUAUCCCACGCCAAGGGCAUGGCGGCUUUCCUUGAAUCUGUUCGGCAGCAAAACCCCAGGGAACUCAUCAACGACGACAAGACUCUACAACUCAAGAUCAUUAUGUGUUGUGCCCUGGUAGUCGAAGAACAUGGGCAUAGCGACAAGGCGAUUCGCUUGUUCGACAGUAUGGAAACAGUACUCAACCGGAAGCUCAUGGCCGAAGCCGCCGAUGUUGGAACCAUACCGAUACUGGCUCUUGUUGCUGGCUACCGGUUCCUAUCCAACGACGAAGUUUUGGCGUGGCGCGUUAUGGGACAUGUUGCCAGAUUAUGCUUGGAGCUUGGUAUUCAUCAGAGAACAGGCCUGAUGAGGAUUCAGGAUGAAGAGGAGCGAAAGAACGCUCUGGUUAGCUUUUGGUCAGCCUAUGUUCUCGAUCGAAGGUGGGCCUUUGCGACUGGCCUUCCUUUCGUCGUUCAAGACGAGGAGAUCGAUACACUGCUUCCGUUCCCUGAGGAAUACCCAUACCUCGUCGCCAUGAUUACAUAUUCCCGCAUAGGAGCAAAGGUGUGGCGACAGGUUGCUCAUUUUGGGCCGAUUCUUGCGCGCGACGUACGUUCCGAGGAGCUGGAAAGCGUUGAUCAAGAGCUGCUACAGUGGUAUGAACAGAUCCCCGAAGAGGUAAAAGUUCGUAACUGGGACAAAGAGAAGCACAUCACGUCAACACCGUCGUAUAACCUCCAACGGUUGCGAAUCUGGACAUAUCUGCGCUUGAAUCAAAUGCGAAUUUGGCUUUACACGCCUGUUCUUCAUAGCGCCACAAGCAUUGUGGCACACCCUGCACAGUCAGAGCGUGUUGUCGACAUUGCCAAAGAUACUAUCCGCUAUCUCAGCCAUUUGAACAACACAACAAACCUAUACAGGCGUGUGCAGGUCUUCUACCAUCAGUUCCUUACAUCAGCUAUCGCCGUCGUCUUCCUCGCUUCCGUUCACGCCCCAGUCCGGUUCAGUGCUAAUUGCCGCGAGGAGUUCUAUAUGGCUCUGGAGCUGGUGAAGGAUCUCUCCGCUAAGAGUUGGGCCUCACAACGGCUGUGGCGGACAAUUAGAUCGCUCAAAGACGUGGCACCCCGAUUUGGAUUGAACCCUGAGGACGAUCCGCAGUCAACAGCUGCAUUGGGAAUGAUAGGGCUUGCGCGAGGCCACAUGGAUCAACAACAAACGUUCCGUAAACCCUCAAUACCAGGCCAACAAUCAUCAACAGCGACACCAGAUCCAUUGGCUCAGAACGGAUCGCGUAUCCAGGCCGAGAUGUCUCGCAUGUUUGAAGGGUAUGUGGGCUUGAAUGGUUUCCAAUAUAGCGAGAACGAUGGUCAAGGACAAGGCUCCAACAAUGAAGUAUCCGAGCCACCGAAUGGCAUGUUUGGAAUCGACGGUACGGUCUUUCCACAAUUUAAGGACAUGUAUUAG
Molecule: messenger RNA, 2955 nt
Organism: Fusarium venenatum
Lineage: Eukaryota; Fungi; Ascomycota; Sordariomycetes; Hypocreales; Nectriaceae
Source: RefSeq, a predicted model, not a curated record